Juglans regia (Persian walnut) is the source of this 803-nucleotide messenger RNA. Its product is annotated as secreted RxLR effector protein 161-like. The transcript has a single exon. The coding region runs from base 74 to 733 and encodes 219 amino acids. The record is from RefSeq and is a predicted model, not a curated record. NCBI's taxonomy places the organism in Eukaryota, Viridiplantae, Streptophyta, Magnoliopsida, Fagales, Juglandaceae.
GAGAUAAUCUAGUGGAGAUGGAGAGGUUGAAGAAAGUAUUAUCCACUGAGUUUGAAGUAAAGACCUGGGACAAAUGAGGUACUUCUUGGGAAUGGAAGUUACCAGAUCAAAGAAGGGAAUUAGUGUUUCGCAGCACAAGUAUGUUCUUGAUCUCCUAACCGAAACUGGCAUGCUUGGUUGUAAACCAAGUGACACUCCCAUCGAAGCAGGAAAAAGAGUAGGAGACUUUGGAAGACCUAUUGAAAAAGAGAGAUAUCAAAGAUUAGUUAGCAAACUAAUCUAUCUAUCACAUACCAAACCUGACAUUGCAUUCGCAUUAAGUGUGGUGAGCCAACACAUGCAUUCACCAAAGGAAACACACUUGGAAGCUGUGCACAAGAUCCUCAGAUAUCUCAAGGGUUCUCCGGGCAAAGGACUAUUCUUCAAAAAAUGUGAAAGCAAGGAAAUAGAAGUCUUCACAGAUGCUGAUUGGGCAGGUUCAGCACAGGAUAGAAGGUCCACCACAGGGUACUGCACCUUUGUAUGGGGAAAUUUGGUAACUUGGAGAAGCAAAAAACAGAAUGUAGUGGCCAGAAGUAGUGCUGAAGCUGAGUUUAGAGCAGUUGCACAAGGGAUGUGUGAAGGACUGUGGUUACAGAAACUCUUGGAAGAACUACAUAUCAUAGUGAAAUUCCUUAUCAAGCUCUACUGUGAUAACAAAGCAGCCAUAAACAUCUCUCUCAAUCCAGUUUAGCAUGACAAUACCAAGCAUGUAGAAGUGGAUAGACAUUUUAUCAAGGAAAAGGUUGAAGAAGGAACCAUAU